UGAGGAGGAGGAGGGAUGCUGCUGGAAAAAAAAGCAGGUGGAGACCGCGGGUGUUUACUGGAUGUCCUUUACUGAGGGAUUAACACUGAACGCUGGAUAUUAGACUUAAACUGUUUUUUUUAUCGAAGAGUCUUUUAUUCAGAGGACAAUUUAGUUGUUGUUUUUUAAAAACGUACUGGCUGAGAAAGGCUCCGUGUGCAUGUGUCGUGCUGCUGAUGCUGGAGGAGGAGGAGGAGGAGGAGGAUGUGAUGUGAUGCUCCAUCACUGGGCCCAAAACCCUUCCCUCCCUGAAUGAAACCUGAUAUUAUGCGUGGAAUAAAGAUACCUGCACGGAUUCAAGGGGAACAAAGCGCUGGUUCAGAAAUCGUCUCACAAACUGGCAGUAUUAGCCAACUAUGGUCGACCCUUCUGAGGCUGAGGAGCAGAACAAGUGUAAAGGCCCAGCCCUCGACACACCAGCUGUGGUCACAGGAGAACCCCGGCUUCCCGAAGAAGCUGAUGGUGCAACGACGGAGGAAGAUGGGGACGGCGAAUUUGAGACCCCGCCCACCGGGAGUUCUGAGCAGAGCCCCUGCCACGUGGCGUACACAGUGGGUCCGGACGCUGCCUCUCUGGAGGCGACACCUCAGCAACCACAGACACAGGCAGAUUUCUCGCCGAAGCUGCACCUGGACCUCUACAACUUUGACUCUCCAGCAGCUGAAGGCAGUCGCUACGUGCUGACGAGCCCCCGGUCUCUGGAGGCGUGCGCUCGAUGCGGGGUCAAACCCGUGGAACUGCUGUCCCGUCCGCUCACUGACUUCGCUCGGGAAGCUCCUGGACGAUCCAUGCGCGUCGCUACAGGGCUGUUUGAAGUGUACGAGAAGGACAGGCACGCCAAGCUGCGGCAGUGCAGGGAGGAGAGGGAGAGGAUUGUUAGGGAGGAGAAAAGAAGGAUUCUGCAGGCAACGGUCAACAACAGCAGCAGCAGCACCUCUGUGGACAAAGCUGCCUCCAGCACUCCUAAAUCUGGGCCAGUGACCUCCACCUCCGUCCCUGAUGUCGGUGCGUCCUCUAAAGCCACAGUAUCAGCUCCACCCUCUAAAACAGCUCUGUUAUCAAAAGGCUCCACUUCCAGUCUUAGUACUUCUCCGAAAUCUGCUCAUUCAGUAUCUCCUCACUCAUCAAAGAUCACUUCUGCCACCUCUGCACCCUCAUCCAAGACCAGAUACCAAGGUUUUACUAAACAUCCUUUGUCCUCCUCGACCGAGCAAGUAAAAGCCUCACGUCCGCUCUCCUCCGGCCCUCCACCAGUCAUCAGGAAGUCCUCUGGUGGUAAAUCGUCAAACACUUUCCCCAGAUCAACUCCGAAACCGCCCUCCUUCCCCAGAGCAAAUACAACCAUAGCGUCAUCGGCGUCAAAGCCUGCAGGUCAGAGCGCUGGGAAGCCUGUUAACGGUGUAACGGGACAGUUCUCUCAGCACAAUGGACAUGUGGGAUUGCAUUCCAAGGCAAAGGUAAAAAGCCAUUCACUGGAGUCUCUUCAGCGAAGGAUGGAUCCCGUCUGUUGCUCCGCCUCCACCAACACCACCACCACGGUAUGCACCUCGUCAGAGUCCGGCGCUUCUUCUUCUUCUUUCAGUUGGGAUGGUGUACGAGAGCACUGGGCUAAAGUCUCCAGCCCCAGAGCUCGCACCCUGGCUACGUUCAACUCCCUGAUGGGCCGCAGCCUCAGCCUCGGUGACCUGAGCCACUCGCCUCAGACGACACAGAAGGUGGAACGCAUCGUAAAGGAAGUAAAGCGCCGCGGGCUGAAGGCCGUGUCCGAGCGCGACCGCAAAAUUGCGGCUCUGAUGCUCGCCAGAUAUCAGGAGGAAGACAUCAUGAGUCAGACUCGUUACGUGGCUCACCUGCAGUGGGACAGCGAGCGGAGGAUUGAGGAGCUGCGGCGAGAGCAGGAGGAGAGGGAGAAGCAGCGCGCGGUGCUUCAGUGUCAGCGAGUGUGGCACACACAAGUGACAAUACGCCAGCGGAGGCUGAGCCAGCAGGAGCGACAGUCUGCAGCUGUCAAAAUGCGACAGGCAGAGGAGAGCGAGGAGCGAUGGAGGGAGCUGUCGGAGCAGCAGGAGCGCAACCGUCUGCUGAGGUUACAGCAGGCGGCUCGAGAGGAGAAGCACAAGAAAUCUCUUCAAGAACAGAACCUGAAGUCUCUGGAGGAAGAGAGGGCGGCCAUGCUGGAGCAGGAGAGGCUACUGCUGAAGGAGAAGCUCACAAUGGCUGAGCUGAAGAGGCAGGAGAAGGAGCACCAGGCCCAGGAGGAGAGACGGGGUCUGAACAAAGCUGAGAAGAGACGUCACGCUGCCCUGAUACAGGAAAUCGCCCGCAGAGAACAGGAGGAGAGGGAGGAGGCCAGGAGGACAGCGGAGGAUAAGCUCAGCCGCUCCCUGGAGAAUUAUGAACAGAUAGUUGAGCGGCGAGCGCAGGAGCUGAAAGAGAAGGCCAAGCGCGAGGAGAAGCAGAUUGAGAAAGCGCGCAAGGCUGCGGAGAAGCGCGAGAAACAGCAGCAGCAGCAGCUGGAGGCGCGUAUGAAGGAGACAGAGAAGCGAGCCCAGCAGGCGGCGUUAGUGGCCGAGGUCAAGGCCAAAGAGAAGGCCCAGCGGGCCGUCCAGAGCCGACAGGAGAAGGAGAGACUCCAGAAGCUCAACAGGCAGCGAGUGGAGGAGGAGGAGAAGCAGAGGCGCCUAGAGCUCCUUCAGUCCAUCGAGAAGAAGCUGGAGAAGAGCGAGCAGAUCUUCAGAGAAAAGCGGGCGGUGCUGGAGAGCGCUCGCUCUGUGGCGAGAGCCUCGUUCCACGUGCGAGACAAAGUGCGAGAAGAGACCAACAUGCGCACGUUUGAUAAAAUGGCCCUAGAAGCACAGCUGAAAGCCAGUCUGGACGAGAAAUAGACCCACAGCUUUGUUGUGAACCCUCAUCUUGUGGUUAUCUGCUCAGUCAACAGCUUUAACUCUCCUCCUCACACUCAGUGUUACGCUCCCUUACAUAUCUGUACCCUUUUUUUUUUUUAAGCUGUGGAAGCAAACCAGAUCAUUUUGUAUCAUGUUGUAAAAAGACGACUAGAACUAAAUCAUCAGCUGUUAUACAGUCAUUUAAAAGGAAAGUUGGACUUCUGUAGACGUUCUUCAUACGACGUGAGAGCCAUCUCUCUCUCUCUCUCUCUCUCUCUCUCACUGUCUCUCUCUUUGCUGUCUGCUAUUUCUGCCUCAGCGGCUGAAGAAAAAGAGUUAUUGUUGACCAGGAAGCACAACUCCACCAUGACUGCAGAGGCUUUUAAGGAAGACAAUGAAGCAGGAGAACAAAUCAAAGCAGAGCAGAAGUGGUUCUAUGACCCUGAAGCAAACGACGGAUCCUUUUGUAUACUCGACUAAAAUAGAGCUUCGGGCCGGACACUUGUCUGGACCUAAAUGUCGACAAUCCGGCACAGGAGGGUCGUGUGCAAAUGAGCCCCGUGCCGACACAUCAGAACCUCUUCAUCUUCGUCAGAGACUCCCAUCUGUCCUCUUCAUGUCUGAGUACAAUAAACUGGGAGGAAACCACCUCUCGACUUCAUCACGGAUGAGCUGAGCCGCCUGCUGUCUGCACCAACGUCAAAGAGUGAUGGGAAGACGGCUGUUGAGGAACAUGUUUGAAGCCACAGGGACAUCAUCAGGAGCUGCUGAGAGCUGUCCAAAGGGAUUUAACCCCAGACCGUUUUCUCCUGGCCCUGCUGCCAACCGAGCUCUGUGCUAGCUCAGCACGGGUUCCUUCAGGAGACUUUGGAGCUGGUCACAGAAGAUGCUCGACAACAGGUCCCUGAGAUCAGAAUCAGGGACCGGAGUACCUGCCUGUGUGGGGGAACUGGCUCGGUGAGAACUGUGUACAAACGUGUGCAGCCUCGCAGGAAAUGAUCAGAAGAAGAGAAGCUUGAAGACCGUCAUGGGAGAGACAGUGGUGAAGAAGAACCUUCAUGUGCUGAUGAUGGAGAAGAAGCUGCUGAUACAAACCCUGAGGAACUCACUGGUCUUUCUCCUCUCACGGAUCCACAUCAGCGUUUUUUAUUCUCUUUCAUGUGGUAACAGUGACAUGGACUGUGAACACACACACACACACACACACAGAUGACAAGGUUCAAACACAGCUUUAUUAGCAUCAAGGCAUGUUUUUCACUCCUUAUGUUCUUACUGUGUGAUGUCACAUUCGUAACAUUUGUACAUGAUCAUGAUUUGCUUGCUUCUGUUGAUUACGUUGAGUUGCUUUGUCAAGAACAGAUUUGCAGAUGUUGCAAUACAACGUGGGCAAAAAUCAAAACCAGACAAAUAAAAAGAAACAUUUUCCAAGAUGCAAUCAUUUUUCUUUCUUGUUGGAUACAAGUAAAAAACUUUGCUCCAGAGUUUCUUUUUUUCCUCCCUUUAUGUGCAUUCUUUCUUGACAUUAAAACCACAGACCAAACCAGA
Messenger RNA from Solea senegalensis (Senegalese sole), 4469 nucleotides. It is a transcript of the gene ccdc177, whose product is annotated as coiled-coil domain containing 177. The coding region runs from base 396 to 2924 and encodes 842 amino acids. The transcript is spliced from 4 exons. Lineage: Eukaryota; Metazoa; Chordata; Actinopteri; Pleuronectiformes; Soleidae. The record is from RefSeq and is a predicted model, not a curated record.